Rotaria sordida is the source of this 1584-nucleotide messenger RNA. NCBI's taxonomy places the organism in Eukaryota, Metazoa, Rotifera, Eurotatoria, Philodinida, Philodinidae. The record is from the annotation of a GenBank genome assembly.
AUGGUUGCAAUGGACGAUGUUACAGAUGAUGGUUCAAUUAUAUUUGGUAAAAAUAGUGAUCGUCAAACAAAUGAACCAUUAUCAAUACGUUAUAUCCCUUCUGCUAUUUAUCCAUCAAAUUCUAAAAUUCGAACAACAUAUAUUGAAAUAGAUCAAGUUGAGAAAACUCAUUCAUGUAUUUUAUUUUCCCCAACAAAUAUUUAUGGUGCUGAAAUGGGCUUCAAUUCUCAUGGUUUAGUUAUUGGAAAUGAAGCUUUAUUUACUAAAAUUCCAUGUUAUUCAGAAGGUUUAACUGGAAUGGAUUUAGUACGUUUAGUUCUUGAAAGAUGUUCGUCUAGUAGAGAAGGAAAAGAAACAAUUAUUGAUUUAUUAAAUAAAUAUGGUCAAGGAGGAAAUUGUGGUUUUACAUCUCCAUUUUAUUAUCAUUCAAGUUUCUUAAUAGUUGAUUCAAAUGAAUGUUGGAUUAUUGAAACUGUUGGAAAAGAAUAUGCGGCAAAAAGAAUAACGAAAGGAAUUCAUACUAUUUCAAAUAGAAUUUCAUUUGGAAAAGUAAUGUUAAGUGAGAUUUCUCUCAAUCUAUCUGAUCAUCUGUUUAUCGAACAGUUCGUUAGUAAAAUAAGACAAUCAAGAUCAUUCGAUUUAAUAUCUAAACAAAGUAAAAAAUAUCCAGAAAAAUCUUGUCAAUUUAAUGUAAUGGAUAUGUUUAAUGUAUUACGUGACCAUCAACAAUCAAAAGAUUUUCCUGAAAAUGGUUUAACCAAUGUUGAUAUAUGUAUGCAUGGAGCUUUUGGACCGAUCAGAUUUAAUCAAACAACAGGAUCUUUAGUUUCAGUUAUUCCAAAAUCGAAAAAUCAACUUCCAAUACAUUAUGCAACAUGUACAUCAUUACCUUGUUUAUCUAUAUUUAAACCAAUAUGGUUAGAUUCAUCUUCAAUUCCACCAACUUUUAUUUCAUCUAGAGAUAAUUUCCUAUCGAAUGCAUCUAUUACUUAUUCAUCAAAUAAUAUUUGGUGGAAAUCAGAAAUAGUUAAUAGAAAUAUUAUGAAAUAUUACCAAAAACUUAUUCAACAAAUUCAAAUUGAAAGAAAUUUAUUGGAAAAUCAAUUUAUCUAUAAAUCAAACAAGUUAUCGUCAAGAUAUAUUUCAGAAGAACAAAGAAAUCAUUUUACUAUAUUUGCUUUUGAUCAAGUUGAUCAAUUAAUAAAUAAAUGGUUCUCAAGAGCUUAUUCUUUAUCAUUUGAAAUGAAAAGUGAACUUUCCUUUUUUCAAGAAUUAACUUGGGAAGGUUGGAGAAAAUCUGCGAAAAUUCCAAAACAAUUAUUAAAUUAUGCAAAAGUAGAAAUAUAUCAAAAAAUUAUGAAAUUUAUUUGUUUAUUUUCAAUUUUAAUUAUAAUUCAUCGAGUUUAUUUUAUAAAUCAUCAUCAAUUAAAUAUAUUCAAUACAUUUACAUAUUAUUUAGUGUUAUUUAUUUCAUUGAUUAUCUAUUUAUUAUUAACUAAAAUCUUUCCUAAACAAAGAAAAACAAAAGAAGAAGAACAAAUAGAAAUUCUAUUAUCAAGAUUAGAUUUUAACGAUCAUAGUUAA